AAUUGUAACACCAUCAGUGGAUCUUCUGGUUCCGUUCUAGUAAGAACAUAACUAUCAACAAACACCAUGUUUGUGCCGAUUGUCCUGGCGACGGUCUGCCUUGCUAGCAGCACGGUAUUGGCUACAUUUGACAAGCCCUUCUACGACGUAGAAGACGCUGAGAGCCUGUUCAAAGACUUUGUCCAAGAGCAUAAGAAAGUAUACAAUCGUAGAGAGUAUUACGAAAGGCUUGCAAUUUUCAAGGAAACCUUAAAAAAUAUAAAUGAGCAAAAUGAGAAAUUUCCUGAUACCGUAUUUGCAUUAAAUCACUUUGCUGACUUGAAGCCUCACGAGUUAGAGUGUUAUCGUGGUUUCAAACUCCCUAAAGAUAUGAAUGUGACGAAAGUGGAAAUCACCGAGGGAAUGGAUAGUGCACCCGAUUCAUUAGACUGGAGACAACAAAAUAAGGUUACACAUGUCAAGAAUCAAGAUAAAUGUGGCAGCUGCUACAUCUUUAGUGCUGUUGGCGAUAUAGAAGGGCAGUACGCUAUGAAACAUGGCCAGCUCAUAGCUUUAUCCGAAGGACAAGCUCUCGACUGCCUUAAUGUUGGAGGUUGCCAAGGAGGAUACAUGGAGCAAGUUAUGCAGGAAUUAGCUCAAAGACGAAUGAAGUUAGAAAGGGAAGAGGAUUAUCCCUAUGCGCCAUCCAAAAAACCCUGUCAUCAUGACCCCAGCAAGGGAGUUGUCCAGUGCGCAGGCGGUGUCAGAAAAGAAAUGAUGGAUGAAGAACAGCUGAAGGUCUUAUUAGCCAACCGUGGACCUAUAUCGAUUGCUAUAAACUCCCAGGACUUUGGCUAUUAUCAAAAAGGUAUACUAAUACCGAAUAUGUGCAAAGGACGACCUAUAGACCACGCCGUGCUUUUGGUAGGAUAUGGAGAAGAAAACGGCCAAAAAUACUGGUUAAUCAAGAAUUCGUGGGGAACUGGUUGGGGCGAGCAGGGCUACGUAAGAAUGUUGCGAGGAGUCAACGCAUGCAACAUUGGGUUUUACUUGGCUGUAUCCACUGUGGAAUAACCAUCUAUACCUUUUCUGAGCAUUCAAAAAAUCACGAAGCUCCGUAUCAUAGAUCAUAGCGAAAUUCUAAAUUAAAUUUAAGGAGUUUGCACAUAAGUUACUUAAAUUAAUAUAUGUAUAUUUUAUGAUUUAUCAUAAUUUACAUGGCAAAACCACAAAAAUGGCAGCUAUGUGCAGCGUGUAUAUUAACAACAAAGCUUAUUGCAAUCUCCUUAAUCAUUGUACUUUGGUAAUAAACCUCAUCAUCAUUUAAUUAUUGGAUACAAAUAAAUCUGGUAUGUCAUGGCUUGAAAUUGAAA
Cydia pomonella (codling moth) is the source of this 1352-nucleotide messenger RNA. RefSeq names its product procathepsin L-like. The record is from RefSeq and is a predicted model, not a curated record. Gene Ontology annotation, biological process: immune response. Bases 67 to 1053 code for a protein of 328 amino acids. Lineage: Eukaryota; Metazoa; Arthropoda; Insecta; Lepidoptera; Tortricidae. Gene Ontology annotation, molecular function: cysteine-type endopeptidase activity. The transcript is spliced from 5 exons. Gene Ontology annotation, cellular component: lysosome.